Messenger RNA from Selaginella moellendorffii, 885 nucleotides. Its product is annotated as vesicle-associated protein 1-2. The record is from RefSeq and is a predicted model, not a curated record. Gene Ontology annotation, cellular component: plasma membrane; endoplasmic reticulum membrane. NCBI's taxonomy places the organism in Eukaryota, Viridiplantae, Streptophyta, Lycopodiopsida, Selaginellales, Selaginellaceae. Gene Ontology annotation, biological process: endoplasmic reticulum membrane organization. The transcript has 8 exons. The coding region runs from base 109 to 816 and encodes 235 amino acids.
CCCGUGUCUCACAAAACUAGCUAGGGUAAGCGCGGGUUUGGACUGUGCGCCGAGAGGAUCUGGGGCGACGCGCAGCUCCAGGCGCUAGGGGGUAAUCGGCGGGUCGCAAUGACCGAGCGCGUGAGCAUACAGCCCGGGGAGCUGAGAUUUCCAUUUGAGCUGAAGAAGCAAAUCUCGUGUUCCUUGCGGCUCGUCAACAAUACCGAUGAUUCUAUCGCCUUUAAGGUGAAAACUACCUCACCGAAGAAGUACUGCGUGCGCCCAAACACCGGCAUUGUCCCGGCACGAGGAAGCACGGAUGUCACAGUGACAAUGCAAGCACAAAAGGAAGCACCGCUAGACAUGCAAUGCAAGGACAAGUUCCUGGUGCAAACCAUUGUGGUUCCAGCCGAGACAACCGUGAAAGACGUCCCUGAGAUGUUCAACAAGGAUAGCGGGCACGAUAUCCACGACACGAAGUUGCGGGUGGUGUUGACGUCUCCUCCUCAACCCCCGUCGCCCGUUGCCGAAUCGCCCGAGGAAGAGGGCGUCUCGCCGAAAGCGAUGCAAAACGGUGACUCCACUUUGUUCCAACAAACCGCAACGAAGGACACCUCGCAGCUCGAGGCAAAUCUCGCCAAAGUGAACCAGGAGCUCUUCGCGAUCAGGAAAGAGCGCGACUCGGCCGUCCAGCUCUCGCAACGGCUGCAGCAGGAAUUGGCUAGCAAAGCAACGAGCUUGAAGGAAAGAAAUGGCCCAUCCGCCGGCUUCUCUUUGUGGCUCAUCUUUCUAGUCGGCUUGUUAGGCAUACUCAUUGGCUACCUCAUUAGUUCCUAAGGAAGCAAUCUUCUAUUGUAAUAAGUUUUGAUCGGAUGUAAGUCGAAUGAAUGUUAAAAACUUUUACUC